CAACGCCCUGUUUUGUGUUUUCGACUACUGAGCUCUACUAGAAUGAUUUCGAUGGCCGAUACAGUCAAGAUGCCUGCAGAUAUCGCUCGAGAAUGCGAGGAGUCCGUGGAAUACGUGCAGCUCGUUGCAGACGUUCUGCUCCUCCACGACGACGUCGAACCGACGGCUGUCGAGCCAGUUACGAGCGCCAGCGACUCCUACGUAAAGUGCAGGGACACCAUCGUCGCGAGGACGAAGGGAUUGGCGAUAUUAGUGAGGGACUUGACGGUGCAAUUGCGCGGGGCGAAGCUGUCGGAUGUCUCGCGCACGCUAAGGAGUACGGCGGAGGCAGUCAUUGCUCUGACAGAGGCAGCGACGCAUGCCGCGUACACUAUCGGAGUCGCGGAUCCACGGAGUAAGCCCUAUCAGCCGGGACUUGUAGACAGAUAUCGCUUUUCUCGCGCUAGGUUUGGUAUCACGAGUGCAUGCCGGAAAUUUCACAAAGACUACGGGUCAUUGACCGAGCAGCAGAUCGUACAAGUUUCGAGCCAGAUUGCAGCCAACCUAACUGUCCUCACAGAAUCAAGUCGAAUGGCAGCCGACAUUGCUCCUGAUCCGAUGUCUCAGGAUCAAUUCCGUCAAUGUGCCAAGAGCAUCAGCGGUACCACGGCGGCCUUGCUGUCUGCCAUCAAAUGCUACGCCAAGUCUCGUCAGGAGAAAGACCGCGAGAAGUGUAUUAUUUUCACGAAACCUCUUCUGGAGACCAUCAAUGCGAUGAUGGCAUUCGGAUCUCUACCUGAAUACUCGGGUGUUGCCGCGAGAAUGAGCGAACAGGGAAGGGAAGCUCAGUGUGCAAUACUCGGCGGUGCGAUGGCCGUCGUGUCUUCCUCUAUUCGGCUUUUCACUUCUACAGCAUCGCUCAUUGAGAAUCACGAAGAUCCGGUUCAGUGGCAGAAGAUGAUGCAAUGCUGUAAGGCGAUUUCGGACUCGACGAAACUGCUUUCAGGUGCUCUGAGAGAAAACAGCAUUACUGGGUCUCAGAGAGCACCAUUUUUUGCAGUGAACAGUCAAGAGUAAAGAGUAGAUAACACUGGGAGACUGGGAUUUCUGUAUGUAGUUUGAUGAGGAUGGAUUGAGGCGACUUUGUAGCAGGCUACUGCUGUAUUAUUGUAUUUCUACUGAGACUAUACAAAUACCAAUGAAGAUGCAUGCAUGUGUGCGUAGACAAAGGGAAGAUAGAGAUUGUUCUCUUGUUACUGAUGUGGAUGGCAUUGCCACGAGCAGCUGGCAUGGCAUGCAGACACAUGGCAGCAUCUCUCUGUAAUGCUUACCCUUGGCAACAAAUUUUUUUAUUAAAAUGUAUGUCCCUUGGAAAUCAUUAUUGAAUGUACUGGUAGCCAUUUGUUGAUUGCUCUGCCUGCUUGUGACUUCUUAAGGUAUGUACCGUCAUGUCAGCAGUCUCUUGAAUGCUGUCACUAUUGACCACGUGGGCAGAUUGAUCACACGUGGCUGUAACCUAUAA
Messenger RNA from Corticium candelabrum, 1501 nucleotides. Its product is annotated as talin rod domain-containing protein 1-like. The coding region runs from base 43 to 1056 and encodes 337 amino acids. The transcript has 2 exons. Lineage: Eukaryota; Metazoa; Porifera; Homoscleromorpha; Homosclerophorida; Plakinidae. The record is from RefSeq and is a predicted model, not a curated record. Gene Ontology annotation, molecular function: actin binding.